Aspergillus alliaceus is the source of this 6437-nucleotide messenger RNA. Its product is annotated as MYB DNA-binding domain protein. Lineage: Eukaryota; Fungi; Ascomycota; Eurotiomycetes; Eurotiales; Aspergillaceae. Gene Ontology annotation, cellular component: Set3 complex. The transcript has 2 exons. The coding region runs from base 51 to 6212 and encodes 2053 amino acids. The record is from RefSeq and is a predicted model, not a curated record. Gene Ontology annotation, biological process: regulation of transcription by RNA polymerase II.
AGGCUGUCUGCCGGGUUGUUCAAUACUACAGUCUCUAGCAUGACCUGAUAAUGUCCUCACGAUACCCCCCAUUAUCUGGGUUUAAUUCCCGUGACAGAUCUCCCCAGCGCUUCGGCGACCGUCGACCUCCUGCAGGUCCUCGAGGUUCUGAUGAUGCGAAUUUACCCCCGCUGGGUCGAGAGCCACCCCGGGGCCCGAAGGCCUUAAUUGACCCCCCCCGGGGAGCCCCCUUUGGUGGCCGAGGUAGAGGAUAUCCGGGCCGUGGAGAUUUUCGAGAUCGGGACCGGGAUCUGCGAGAUAGGGACAGAGAUCGUGACCGCGACUUUCGGGAUGUUCGUGAUGGACCACCUCCUUUCCGCCGUGAUCUGGACCGCGAUUGGGGUCGGCGCGACCGGGACUUCGACCCCAGAGAUUCACGCAUUGGCUUUGGUCGCGGUCGCUCCCGGUCCCCGCCGCCUCCUCGCGACUUCCGUGAUAUGCGGGAACCUCUUGGGAGAGAUCCAGACCUGGUUCGUAUGCGACGCGGCUCCAGAGACAGCCUCAUUUCAGUGUCAUCUACCACUGCGGACAUUCCUUCUUCCGGGCCCGGCCAUCAUCCUCGCGGCGGGUCUAUACGUGGUCGUGGACGUGGUGAUUGGGAUGUUGGACGUGGCCGGGGCCGUAUUCCUUAUCUGGAUGAUCGCGACUCAUUUCGACGCCGAAGCCGUUCACGAGAUGGCAGAUGGGAUCGUGAUCGGGAAAGGGACCGUAUUAUGGACCGGGAUAGGGAUCGCGACCGCGAUAGAGAUAGGGAUCGUGACCGCGACCGAGAGCGUGAUCGUGAUAGAGAGCGUAUAAUGGACCGCGACCGUGAGAUUGAUCGCCGCGACCGUGAAAGAGACCGAGAAUUAGAUCGCCGUGAAAGAUUUGACCGUCGCGAUGAGCUGGACCGACGUAUGGAACGCGACGAUCGAGAGCGACCUACCGAUCUUUGGAAGAGAGAUCGGCCUCCGAGCCGAAAUGAAAAUCGGAUUCCCAGUAUUUCAGCAGCACCGCCUGUUCCACCACCAACGUUGCAUACUGCCCCUUCAACAACCGAUAGAAUUCCCGACCAACCGAUUAUUGAACAGACCCGCAAACCGUCCAUAGCUGAACCUCGUCGUGACUCUGAACGAUCUGAACCUGCUGUGGCACGCCCGGAGCCUCCUAAAGAUUUCCACACUCCUAUCAAACGAUCACCGCCUCCUGCAGCUCCGCAGGUGCCAGCCUUUGGCUCUGUUACUGCGCCUAUCCCUGACUUGUCUGCAGAGAAACGGCCGUUGGAUGCAGGUGUUGCACCCCCGUCCGCCCCGAAGGCAGAGAAAGAACACUACGAACCUGUGCCACGUGGACCUAUACAGCCUCCAACGGGGCCUAAAGCUUCCCGAAGUUCUCCCCAGCAGCCCCUGGAGCAACGGGUCAGACGUGAUGAAGUUUUGGAAGCCUUGGGGAAACAUGAAUCGGCCUCGCGGCUCUCUAAACCUCACCCAAUGGUACCUGCUGGGGCACAGAGGCAACCGGACCUUUCCCCACCCACUGCUCCAGCAGCAAUGACGAGCAAAGAGCCUACACUACCCCAUGUAGAGACGCCUUUGGCCAACAAGUCCGGGCCUAUUGUCAGCUCCCCAGAACUUUCAGCGAGGGGACCAUCUUCAGCCAACCGCGGAUCGUCACCCGGUCCACACACCUCCCCACUUAUGCCCUCGUCCAGUAUCCCUACGGGCCCGCGUGCUCUCCAACAACGGCCAUCGGUGUCCCGUGGGCCACCUAAAAGCAAUAAGCAAUGGGUUCGUCCUGGCUACAGAGGUCCUCCUCCGGUGCCUAAUCCAGCUCUUCCCUCACGUGAAUCUAUCGAUGGAAAAGAGCGGGUGUUAUCUGUUAGUGAGGAACCGAAACGGGAACAGCGAUUGUCGAUUGACGACAAUGCAUCGGGCCCCGAAGCUGGCGAAAUCAUCCCGGGGAAAGACACACAAAGAUCAAAGCGAGAGGUCUCGCCUGCAUCUCCAGAACGCCCCAAGUCCUCCAGUACCCGUGGUCCUAGCCCCAGCUUACCCCCUGCGGAAGAUGUCGGACCUAAAGACCAACCAGUUGGAGAUAAAAGAGAUGUUCUCAUUCCAGACUUUAGUCGGAUUAGCGACGAAGAUGAGGAUGAAAAUGUUGUUUUUACGCAGGAGUACUUAGAAGAGCGGAAACGAACGUUUGAGAAGGAUAUGCGAGUGUUGCGUGCGGAACUGCCCCCUCCGCCAUUAGAAGACCCGUACAUUGUCGCACUGCUCAUGCGGAUUCAAUUGCUAGGAAUGGUUGCUAAUGAUGCGGUGUCAGAGAAGAUAUCUACUCCGCCAGUGCCAGGGGACAAAAUGGAUACCAAAGACCUAGACCAAAUAGUUACCCCUCUAGAGGUUAAGCUGGACAAAGAUGCCGAAGAACAGGAACCACCAACUAAGUUAAUCCUGGAUUCACUCCCUACAGCUAAUUCCGUCACUAUCGAGAGCCUACCUUUCCUAAAUUCCGGCCCUCCGACUCCUCUCUCCGACCUUGAAGUCUACCAAGAAAACGCAGCAGCCCACCAAUCACUCAAAGAAGUAUUCCGUGGAGAGUUGAUGAAACGCCGGAAAGAAAUCGCCAGGAAGAAUGCUGCCUUGCAGCAUGAUUACGUGGAACUGUACAAGGAAUGGCGAUUUCGAGUGCAUGAUCUGGACCGUUCAAAAGAAAAGACUUCGCUGACACCGGGUCCGGCAUCUCCCCCAGUUACUGCAACACCAACACCUACGACUGCCGAAGGGAGGAGAUACAAGGGCAACAGUGAGCUUGAUUUUCAGAAUGCCCUCCGAGCAUCAGAGAUUUCUGCCCAGGAGGAACUUGAAAGGCGACGUGGCAAUAAAGCUACUGCGCAACCAGAUCUUGCCCGAGAGGCGGUUAUUCCAGACAUGCUCGAGCUCGAUGAAGCGAAGGCGCGUGUUUAUAAGGACACAAAUAACAUCAUCGACCCCGAUAAGGCAAUGGAUGUUUUUGGUUUCCUUCCGCCGCCUAACGACUUUACUCCUGCUGAGCACGAGAUCUUCACCGAUGCGUUCAUGGCUCAUCCGAAGAAGUGGGGAAAGAUUGCCGAAUCUCUACCUGGUCGUGAUUUCCGACAAUGCAUCGUCCAUUAUUAUCUUACGAAAGAAGAAAUCAAGUACAAGGCUAAGCUUAACAAGCGUUGGAGCCGACGUGGCCGUGCCAGAAGAUCUGCCCGACCAAAGUCCAAUGCGCUCAUGGCUGAUUUGGGGGUUGUCAAGCCGGACUACGAAGGCGAAGAGGAACCUGCCCCAGUCACAGACACUGGUCGGCCACGGCGCGCUGCUGCACCUACCUUCGGCGACUCCUCUGCUGAUACGGAGCAUACUAGUAAUGGCCGUCGAGGAGCCAAGGAUGGCGACCAACCAGAGAAGCCUGCUGGCCGAAGAGGGGGCCGUACCGGUGCAGGCUCACGAGGAGGCCGUCGGGGCAAAGCAGCUCAGCAGCAGCAGCAACAACAGCAACAGCAGCAGCCGCCACAGCCACAGCCACAGCCACAACCACAACCACAACCACAGCAAUUACCACAAACCGUCCAGCCAGAGCAGUCAAUUCACAUCUCAACAGUAACACCAAUCGCACCUUCUGUUGGAACUACUCCAAAGGUGGAGGUGCCCGAACCGUCUAUGGAUGGUGCGAGCGAGGCGGCGAUCGUACGGGCCAGCGAACCUUCCGAGAAGUUGGCAGCAGAGAUGCCCCCACGAGCGAGGUCUGGACGCGGCCGUCAGAAAGAAGGAGUUUUGGUCUUUGAGUCGGCAGAACAAGAGACACCAGCUAAUACUAGGCAACCAGAGGUAGGUUACGGAUCGCUGCAACCUACUAGUUACUGGUCUGUUCCCGAACAGCGCGACUUCCCUCAAUUACUGGCGCAUUUCGGCCGCGAUUUCGAGGGUAUCUCGAAUUUCAUGAAGACGAAGACAACUGUGAUGGUCAAAAAUUACUUCCAGCGACGCAUUGACUCUGGCCAAAAAGACUUUGAAGACAUCGUUGCCGAUGCGGAGAACAAAAAAGCCCGAGGAGAACGUACAGGUCCUUUGCCCGCCGCUCCUAAUAUUGCGUCGAGACGGCGCUACGAAGCAACUCCUUCAUCCAUCAUUAUGCCUCGUCCUCUUGCCCCUCAAAUAGAAACUACAACGCCUGAAUCGGAUGAAAAUCGGCUUGUGUCGAAGAGCAAGCAUAUGGCGCCAUCCCCGCAGACCGUACCUCUCCAUGCUCGGCCUCCACCAGAGAAGGAGCGUAAUGCUCCACGGUACCCACCACUCGCGCAAGCCAGCGCCCCUAUGGCCACUGGGCCUGUCUUUAGCGAGGACUUUUCACGGUCUCGCGCCCAUCAAGCAAGCUUGCCUCCGCGAGCUCAAGGUCCACGCCUCGGAUAUUUCGCUGAAGAAAGACGCGAGAUUCCCACUACUAUGCUAUCUCAUACGACUAUUCGCUCCCAGGAAGCUCCGAUUUCCGCUCGUCAAACGCCUGUUCCUGCGCCUGAGAUGGCGCGUAUGGAGCCGCUCCAUUCCCAAGGAUAUCGGACAUCGGGUGUUGAUGUGCACGGAUCGCCUCUUCUCCAAACACAGGGCACACUGCCGCCGACGCAGCAGUCCUACAUGCAGCCUCAGCCUCAACCUUCGCUUAUCCCCGCAACAUCCCAUUCCCGCCAGCAUAGUCUAACAAAACCCCCCGGCUCACCAGCACAAUCACUGCAGAAGCAAGAGCCAGAUAUCUCUCCGAUUCGCCACGAUAACAUGAGUCAGCGACCAUUUUAUCCUCUACCUGGCCAGCAAAUGGGCAUGUCUCAACCCCCGCCAGUUUUGUCGCCGCCUAAGGAAGUCCCUCAACCUGUGGUAAACGCAUCGGAGCCUGAGGCUCCUCGACAAGUGCCAGCUAAGCGGUCCAACAUCUUAAACAUUCUGAAUGAUGAGCCCGAGGAGCCUCAGCCACGUAAACGGUUCGCAAGUGAUCAAACCUCUUCAAAUCCCGCAGGAACCGUGGCGUCUCCGUCGCGACCGGUCUACACCGGCGCACAUUCAUACUCCCAUACUGCGGGCGCGCCCCGACAAGAGGAGGUACAUCCGGCGAUGGUGGCACAGAAGACCCCUGUUUAUGUUCAGCAAAACCAAUACUUACCGCCAUCCCGAGGUUAUACCGACUAUCAUCAGUCUUAUGCACCCGUUCCAGGAAGUGCAGGUACUCCCGCAAAUAACGACUGGAUGGCGCGUUUCGAUCCUCGAGGUCAACACCAGCAACCACAACCGCAACCGCCUCCGCCUCAGCAGCCAAGCAGCCGCACAAGUGGGUCACUCGCACCACAACCUCCAUUUUCGCCAUAUACUUCGGGCCAGUCAUUAUCUGGACACUCUUUGCCGAACCUUACUGCUCCGUCACCUGCACCAACGCCCUCACCAGCUCCUUCUCAGCGCGCUUCGUAUCACACAACUGUCUAUGCACCGUCGCCAGUGACACAUGCGCAGCCUGCACCUCUUGGCUCGCGUGACCUUGGCGCACAGAAUCAAGUAUUCCGCCAGACAAUUGGAUCGCCCACGUCUCGUACCAACACUAUCGCCUAUAGCACCCGCCAAGGCCCUCCCACCCCAAUUCAGUCGCCUGCCAAUUUGCUUGGGAUAACGUCGCGCCCUCCGACAACAGCAGCAUAUGCUUCCCCAGCAUCGGCAACACCAACACCGACGCAUGUCUCCGCACAACAACUUCCUGGCAACCAUCAGACGUACCAGCAGCAUGUGCAGACGAUGGUUAGUGGAGCACAUCAACAACCUUCGCAUAGAUCUGCGCUCAGUCUUGCGGGGGCACAGUACGGGCAUAGUACACCGCCUCCGCAAGCCCAAGUUUCGCGAACAGCAGGUCUACCUGGGCCACCGCAUCAGGCGAUGUCCAUGGGCCGUUCUUAUACACCUCCGGCGAUUCUCCAGCAAAAUUCAGCAGGCGGACUGAGCUACGCUCCUGGUGGGCCUCAGACGGUUGGUGCUGUCCAUCCCCUCCAAGCACGAGCCCCCGUAUCUGGGAACUUGGGUGAGAUCAUCCCUGGCCCUCACGGGGUAUCAGGCCACCAUCGAGUCUACAGUCAAGGGUCAAAUGCUGGGCCGCUCACAGGACACUUGACACCACAACAGCAACACCCGCCUCGAUAGAGCUGUAACGAACCCUAAUUUCUCAUUGCAUUUUUCUUUAUUUGCCGUAUGUAUUUACCAUCUGGCCGGCGCGAGAGGGGAUAUUGUCGAUGUACUCUACCUCAAAGCUUCUCUUGCUUCUCCUAUUACUCUCAUUAAUUUUUUCUUGUUCUUGCCGUGCGGGAGGGAGGCAUGUCUAUGAUUCAUGUAUGUAUAGUAGACGAUUCAAUCGAUGAAAGAACUCAA